Quercus lobata is the source of this 474-nucleotide messenger RNA. RefSeq lists its product as uncharacterized. The transcript has a single exon. NCBI's taxonomy places the organism in Eukaryota, Viridiplantae, Streptophyta, Magnoliopsida, Fagales, Fagaceae. Gene Ontology annotation, molecular function: nucleic acid binding; RNA-DNA hybrid ribonuclease activity. The record is from RefSeq and is a predicted model, not a curated record. The coding region runs from base 1 to 474 and encodes 157 amino acids.
AUGUAUAAGCUGAACUUUGACGCGGCGGUUUUCACAGAUUCAUCAACUUUAGGCGUGGGCGUGAUGAUCAGAAAUGCUGGCAGUCAGGUGAUGGCAGCAUUGUCGUCAAAGGGCAACGCAGUCAUGGACAGUGAAGAGGCUGGGGUCUUGGCUUGCCGUCGAGCUUUGGAGUUUGCGAUUGAAGUUGGGUUCUCGGACUUAAUCGUGGAAGGAGACAAUUCAAAUGUCAUAAGGUCCAUUGUGUCAACUCAAGCUGAUUGGUCUCGGCUGGGGAACCUUUAUGAGGAUAUUCGCUGCUUGGCCGGAAGGUUGCGAUUGGUGGAAUUCAGGGCCAUUAGACGUGCUGCUAAUAGAGUAGCCCAUUCUUUAGCUCGGUUUGCUAGAAAUCUUAGGGAGGAAGUUGUUUGGCUGGAGGAGGAUCCUCCUCCGAUGCUUGAAGCUUUGUAUGUGGACUCGUGUUCCUUGUCUAUUUGA